AUGUCUUUCAAACAUUUAAUUUUUCUUUUGAUCAUCCAACUUAGUUUUUUCAAGUUUUCAAUUACUUCUAAACAUAAAUGUUCCAAUGAAUUUACAUUUAAAAAGGGAGAAACCAAAGGAUUGUGUAAAGAUUCCAAUCAAAUUGAUCAUAGAUGUGUAAGAUCAAGUUGUGGUUAUGAAAAAAAACGUUAUGUUCCUAUAGAUGGUUGUACAUUGUAUGGUACAAAAGCUCCUAAAACUAAUCCAACUCAACAACAAUGUGAACAAUAUCAAUUUCCUUCACUUUAUGAUAAUCAACAAAUUCUUUGUUAUAAUGGAGCUGGUGUUAGUUUUCUUUGUCCUGGUAUACCUGGAAAAUCUCCAUCCUUAGUUUGCUCAACUUGUGAUGAUUGA
Molecule: messenger RNA, 393 nt
Organism: Melampsora larici-populina 98AG31
Lineage: Eukaryota; Fungi; Basidiomycota; Pucciniomycetes; Pucciniales; Melampsoraceae
Exons: 5
Coding region: 1-393 (130 amino acids)
Source: RefSeq, a predicted model, not a curated record